This is a messenger RNA of Melanotaenia boesemani (Boeseman's rainbowfish), 7489 nucleotides long. RefSeq names its product fibroblast growth factor receptor 3 (gene fgfr3). Gene Ontology annotation, molecular function: fibroblast growth factor binding; fibroblast growth factor receptor activity; ATP binding. Gene Ontology annotation, cellular component: membrane; signaling receptor complex. The transcript has 18 exons. Gene Ontology annotation, biological process: protein phosphorylation; multicellular organism development; positive regulation of kinase activity. The coding region runs from base 536 to 2986 and encodes 816 amino acids. Lineage: Eukaryota; Metazoa; Chordata; Actinopteri; Atheriniformes; Melanotaeniidae. The record is from RefSeq and is a predicted model, not a curated record.
GAAGGAGAAGAGCCACCAGACCGAGUUGGGUGAUCCGUGACGACGAAACUCAUAACUGGCAUCACGCACUGGAAAGACACAAAGCUGGGAGGAAGCCACGUUCAGCACGUCCCGUCAUCCACGCCGCUGCGCGCAGGACACGAUGAGCGCGUUUGGACGGUUUGGACACUUUGGAUCGUGUGGACAGCAGCGCGCGGUCCAGACCAGGAUUUAGUGGAGAAGUUGGGAUUUCACAGCAGCAGCGGAGCCGGUCAGAGGUUCUCUCCGUGAGGUCGUGAGGAGGAUUUCUGACUUUUUUUCCCCCCACCAAACUGAUUUCGAGCGUUCGGAUGUCAGGAUUUAAAGUGUGGAUUUUUGUGAAGUUUACAGAAGAAUAAAUCCUGGUUUUCCCCGUGAUUAAAGCUUGGUGACAUCUGGAAUCUGAAAGCUGCUUUACUGUCAAAACGGAAUCUUUGGGGUCAGCGGUGGGGAGUUUUGGGACGGUUUCUUGCGGCAUCUGUGGCCGCCGUUCUGCCGGACAGCAUGCAGAUGGAGGAUGUUGCGUGAGUUAGAGUCGGGCCUGGCUGCUCUGCGUCUCAACUCUUCGUCCAGAGGAAUGACGGCUGUGUGGUGGCUUUCUCUCCUCCUGCCUCUCUGUGUCGCUCCGGCCAGGCUGCCCUCUGCUCAGCCCACAGACUCUGUGUCCAGCGAGACAGCCUUUCUGGAGAACUAUGUCCUGGGCAUGGGGGACACCCUGGAUAUCUCAUGUGACCUGGAGGACUCCUCAGAGCCCAUCGUCUGGUUCAAAGAUGGCGCCAGACUUGUGCCAAGCAACCGAACGCGACUGGGCCAGAGGUUGCUGCGCAUCAUCAACGUGUCGUACGAGGACUCCGGAGUCUACUCGUGUCGGCUCGCUCGGAGCAACACACUGCUCAGCAACUACACCAUCAGGGUGACAGAUUCUCUGUCAUCUGGUGAUGAUGAAGACUAUGAUGAAGAUCCAGAAGAUGCAGGUAAUGGAAAUGAACCUCCACAUUGGUCCAAGCCUGAACGGAUGGACAAGAAGCUUUUGGCUGUCCCUGCAGCCAACACCGUCAAGUUCCGCUGUGCUGCGGCCGGAAACCCAACACCGACCAUCCACUGGCUGAAAAAUGGCAAAGAGUUCACAGGCGAGCAGAGGAUGGGAGGAAUCAAGCUGAGACACCAGCAGUGGAGCUUAGUGAUGGAAAGCGCCGUGCCGUCAGACCGGGGAAACUACACCUGUGUGGUGCAGAAUAAGUACGGCACCAUCAGCCACACCUACCAGCUGGACGUUUUAGAGCGUUCCCCCCACAGGCCCAUCCUCCAGGCAGGCCUACCAGCCAACCAGACGGUGGUCGUGGGCAGCAACGUGGAGUUCCACUGCAAGGUUUACAGCGAUGCCCAGCCGCACAUCCAGUGGCUCAAACACAUCGAGGUGAACGGCAGCCGCUACGGCUCGGACGGCGUUCCCUACGUCAGCGUCCUGAAGACUGCUGGUAUUAACACCACAGAUAAGGAGCUAGAGGUUCUCUUCUUGACCAAUGUGUCUUUUGAGGAUGCGGGCGAGUACACAUGUCUGGCAGGGAACUCUAUCGGCUUUACUUAUCAUUCUGCUUGGCUGACUGUGCUUCCAGCAGUAAACCCACAAAAGGAAGACUACUAUGCAGAAAUCCUCAUCUAUGUGACUGGAUGUGUGAUCUUCAUCUUCACCGUGGUUAUCAUCUUCCUCUGUCGCACAAGGAUGACCACACAGAAGACUCUGCCAACACCUCCAGUGCAAAAACUGUCAAAGUUUCCCCUCAAGAGACAGCAGGUUUCCUUAGAUUCCAACUCCUCCAUGAACUCCAACACACCGCUGGUCCGGAUUGCUCGCCUGUCGUCCAGCGAUGGGCCGAUGCUCGCCAACGUGUUGGAGCUGGAGCUGCCCUCCGACCCUAAAUGGGAGUUUCCACGCACACGGCUAACUCUGGGUAAGCCUCUUGGAGAGGGUUGCUUCGGUCAGGUGGUCAUGGCAGAGGCGGUGGGCAUCGACAAAGAGAAGCCCAACAAGCCACUCACUGUUGCUGUGAAGAUGCUGAAAGAUGAUGCAACAGAUAAAGAUUUGUCAGACCUGGUGUCAGAAAUGGAGAUGAUGAAGAUGAUCGGCAAGCACAAAAACAUCAUCAACUUGCUGGGAGCUUGCACGCAGGACGGUCCUUUGUACGUCUUGGUGGAAUAUGCCUCAAAAGGCAACUUAAGGGAGUAUCUGCGGGCGCGGAGGCCACCAGGCAUGGACUACUCCUUUGAUACCUGCAAAAUCCCAGAUGAGCAGCUCACUUUCAAAGACCUGGUGUCCUGUGCCUAUCAGGUGGCCCGAGGCAUGGAGUACCUUGCCUCACAGAAGUGUAUCCACAGAGACCUGGCAGCCAGAAACGUCCUCGUGACAGAAGACAACGUGAUGAAAAUCGCCGACUUUGGUCUGGCCAGAGAUGUGCACAACAUAGACUACUACAAAAAGACCACAAAUGGUCGUCUGCCCGUGAAAUGGAUGGCUCCGGAGGCUCUGUUCGACCGGGUCUACACGCACCAGAGCGAUGUGUGGUCUUAUGGAGUUUUGCUUUGGGAGAUAUUCACCCUGGGAGGCUCGCCGUACCCAGGAAUCCCAGUAGAAGAACUUUUUAAACUGUUGAAAGAGGGACAUCGGAUGGACAAACCUGCCAACUGCACACAUGAACUGUACAUGAUCAUGAGGGAGUGCUGGCAUGCGGUGCCGUCACAGAGGCCGACAUUCAGACAGCUGGUAGAAGAUCACGACCGAGUUUUAUCUAUGACCUCCACAGACGAGUACCUGGACCUGUCGGUGCCCUUCGAACAGUACUCCCCCACCUGUCAAGACUCCAACAGCACCUGCUCAUCGGGAGAUGACUCGGUGUUCGCCCACGACCCCCUGCCUGACGAGCCCUGUCUUACCAAACAGCUCCCUAGCAAUGGGGUGAUUAGGACAUAAAACCUGAGCUCAGAGAGGUUGGACGUUAACCCUCUUCUCACAGUUUGUGACACAUAAUCACCUCUCUGUGACUCCAGCUCCUGAAGACAUGGAAAUAAAAUCUCAGCAUGCAAUACUUCCACAGCUCUUCAGCUCGUCUUAAAACUCUCGGUCGACAUUCUCUGUGAACGAGUUUUUCUUUCCUCAUCCUCGUCCCCAAGACACUCUUUCAACAUUGAAGGAUUAUUUUUUAGCUGUCGAACCGUGUUUGUGUUCUUCUUUUCAGAAAUGAAAUUAUAUUUUUGUACUCGGGCCAGUCUUUUGUUACAAACUGUCUGUGGGGGGAAACCAUUCCGUGCCUACUGGAAUUAAACCUCCUGAGACUGAAGUAAAGAGGAUCUAAGAGGAGUGGGAAUGAAAGGUAUUGACUGGUUAGCCAUGCAGAUGGUGAGGUUUUUAUCCUCUUGUGUUCACGGAGUCCAACAAAGUUUGCAAUCUGAAAGCGAAUCCGUGAAAGAAGAUAACAGCAGAGCCAGAAUCAACUUAAUGAUGGGAGUCAUCAGAAAUGGAUCACAUGAACAUAUGACUGUUUAGUCAUCAACAUGUCCGCCAUCACCGCAACAGUCUAUUGAUAGUCACCGAACAAAAUCCUCAAAGUUUUAGGGCCAUUCAGUGACGUGAGCAUUGAGGUUCAGAGGGCUUUUUAUAGUAUAUAUACAUAUAUAUCUAAAAAAGUGAUUUAUUGUAAAUAUAGAAAUGCAAAUAUGUAUGAUAUUGCUGUCCACAUGUACUUAAAAGACAAAAAAAUGACAUUUUUAAGAUUUUAUUUGAGGAUGGAGGACAUCGUAAUGAGCGUGUAAAACAUUUAAUCAUUUAAAGUGAUACAGAAAAGGUUUAUUUGAAUAAUUAACAUGUAUAUUUGUAAAGGUAUUUAUAGACUUAAUAUGUGGUUGUUAAGUUUAAAAGGUGUAGUUUAGGUUUUAGUACUGUACACAAAGAUUUUUAUUUCAGCGUUUUUAUAACUUAUUUUACAGCAGAACUGCGAUGUUAUCGUCACAACUGGCAGACUCUUCCAGGUUUGAUCCAUCUUUUUAUUGAUUUCUUUGAAAGAGAAAAAAAGAAUGUAAAACAGAGAGGAUUUUUUUUUUUUUUUUGUAAAAGAGUGAUGUGACUGGCAGAGGAGGAUUUGUGAACCGAAGAUUUCGGAUGUUUCCGCGGAGUUCCAGUUCUGGUUUGAAAAGUUGAUGUUUGCAAUAUGAAAGCAGCGAUUAACUCUUGCUGGGCAAGAAAUAGCAGCACUUCAACAUGCAACACAGAGAAAAAUCUGUUUUAUGUAAUUACAUCAGUGAUUAGCCGUGAACCAUGCAAAGCCUCAGAACUUGGUCAGCUUUUUAGAGGAAAAAAAAAAUCUAUUUACAGUUUUUUGUUGGACUGUUUAACUUGAUUUGUUGUUAUACGUUAACUCUAGUACAUUUGUAAGGAAAAAAAAACAUUUUUACAGCCUCUCUGAACAAAACUGGCUGUGAAAAUCAAGAAAAUCCACUCAAUUUUUCUGUGAACUUUAAAACAAAAAAGACAUUCAGGAAAAACUACAAUUCCCAGCAGGCUUUGCAGCAAAUAUCAGGAAGAAUAACUCUCAUAAACUGUUUUAACAGCAGGAGAGCAAUCUAAAGUAUGCUGCAUUUCAUACCCCAGAUUAAUUGAGUUUUUGCUGUGAAGCAUGAUGGGAGUUUGAGUUUAGUUUGAGGCAAGCUACAGUUUUCUGUGCCUCUUAAAAGAUACAGGAUAAAUAAGUACUCACUGCUUAAUUCCAACCAAUAUCUGAGUACAGAAAAUAAAAGAAAAGAGUAAUCUGCAGGUGUUCUUUAGUUUUUGUUGUUUUUUUUUUUUUUCCUCUUAAAAGUGACUGAAGGCUUCUGUCAGCGAUCUCUAAGUUCACAGGAUGGAUGCUAACAUGAGUCAAAAUGUCCUCGAGACACUGAUCACUUUAGCUGUUAGGUCCUUUUCUACUACAAAAAAUCUUCCAUGAUGCUUGAGAUUUUAUCGCUGCUCUUUAGUAUUAUUACUGAAAUGAAGGCAUGCUGUGUGACUCCGAUCAUACAGCAAAAUAAUAAACAAAUACACAAUAUCUGUUUUGGAGACUCUAAAGUCUGCAGUGGGUCCUUCUUCAAACUUGUUUUGUUGUGCCAAAUUAGUCUUAAAUUCUUCUUCACCGAAUUCACCAGAUGUCCGAACCAAAUGCUGCACUGUGGAAUGUAAGUGGGCGAAGCUUACAUGUGCAAGGAGAGAUUCUGGGAUCCCCAAUUGGGUGUAUUCAUCUUAUUUUCAAUAUGCAGCCGUCUAUCUAGCUGACCCCCAACAAUAAAGAAAUCAUAAGAGUUUAAAUGUUUACUGUUUUCAGCUAAAUCACAAAAGGGAAAGGACGUUCAUGUGGCAUUGAAGGGUUCAGAAACACAGUUCAGGCGCUGCUAAAUGGAAACGGUGGGAACACGUUACUGUGCAAUGGCCUUAUUCCAGUGUUUGAGCUCAAAUAAUGUUAAGAAAUGAGCUAUAAUUACCCAACAAGUCUGUGUCAGUACUUAAUUAAAUCAUCCCAAUGUUUGAGGUACUAUCUUCUGCUAUAGUGGUAGAUUUUUUUUUAAUUAUUAGCACCAUGUUAUGUACUUUUUCAUAAGUUUAUAUGCAGAGAAAAAGGCCUUUGUAAAGUAAAUUGUCACUCAAUGGUGUUAGUUCUGUUUUCAGUAGAGUUUUGGCCCAAUUCCAUGAAGUGCCUCAAUUAAUUUAGCAAAGAAAAAGAGAUUUGGUACAUUUUGAUCACAUUUUGAAAGUAUAAUUACAAAAAAAAAUUAAAAAUGUAAAAGAAAAAAAAAGUAGUUCUUAUGAGAAACAGGCUAGCGAGUAUUUAGCUUGUUUUGUUAUUAUUGAAUGAACAAAACUGUUAUAAAAAGCACUUCUGUAAAGGAUGGAUGGAUCUAAUGAAACAGAAGGUGUUUUGUUUUAUUUAUUCUUCCAUGCUGGGUAAAAGCUUUCCCUAUGGUGAGAGUAUUUUUAUUCAUAGCAAUCUACUUUUCUGUGUUAAUUCAAGAGCCAGAAGAUGAUAAUUAUGGUGUAGAGUAGUAAUUUUAUUAGAUGCUGAUGCUCCUUAUCAGGUUUUUACUUCUGGAGUAGUUUCUCUCAUAAUUUCUUUCAUUUUAUCUGUAAGCCCUCCCUGGGUUCCUUCUUUUUUUCUGUAUCCUUCAAUGCAUCUGUCUCCGUUAAAUCCGCUUUGAAAUGAAUGUUGUUUUUACCAUGUGGCUUGUUUUCAGCAGUAAAUGUAACAGAUAUUUCCUACGAUUAGGUCAUUUAUUUUAGGUCUUUUUAGUCAAACUGUUUCAAUACUGCAGCAGAAUAAGAUUUAUUUUGUUUGUUUGUUUAAUGAAAUUAAAGCCGUGAUUCCGGAUAAGUUUGAUUAAAUUCCCGUGACAUUUCAUAAAAAUUACAGUACUACUGAAAGGACUAUUUUUGGAUCAUCUCUAAUGCAACACAUCAGGAUCUUCCUGGAAAAGCCGACACGUUACACAAACAGAUGUUAAAAACAACAAACAUAUUCAAGAGUUUUCUUUGCUUUUGAGUGAAUAAGCUCCACAGCCUCAGCAGGGAGGGACCAUAGUUGUGUACAGUCAUGCAUCGACAUCCCACUACCAGCAGUUUCUGCUUUGAACAACUUAUUUAUUCUCCGUUAUGCUCAACCACAAGAUAAUAAGGACUCAAUAUGAGACUGAGAGGAGAAGAGUGUCGUGAUGGAUGCACGCUGUACCUUCCAGAGACAUAAAACUAUAGAUUUUUUUUCUCAUUUCUUUUCUUUGUUUUCCUUUUUUCUACAUUGGAAUGGUUAGUUUACACACAGCUUUCCUUUAUUCAUUCAUCCCAUUCUCAUUUAGUCAGUUUUAACCCAACAAGAACUUAGUUUGGAUUCAUUUUUUUUUUGUUUGAAAUGUGCUUUAAUGUUGCUGUUUUCAUGAGUUGAAUUAAACUGUGUGAAACAUUUAGUCAGAAUGAUAGAGAGGAAAGGAUUUUGUCCUUGUCCUUGUUUCUUGUCCUUUCAUCAUGUUUAUCUUUGCAUUCCAUAUCCAUUUUUGAUAAAAAGAAUAUUCAAAACCAUGUUCAUCCUUUGACUUUCUUUUCUUUUUUUUCUACCAAGAUAAUUUAUUAUUUUCUCUGUCUGUAUUCGUAUGGCUAACAUAGAAAGGUGGAACUAACCAUUUGACAUGACAUUUUUUUUUUGUUUUUUUCCCCAUUUGUAAUUCAUAGCUUUUGUUUGUUGCAAUGUACCUAUUUUGAUCAUGAUGUAACAUUCCACCACAACAACCCCUCUGGGCAGACAUCUCUCCCUGGGGGAAAAAAAAACAAAAAAAAAAACAAUUUCACAAUGUCUCUCUCUCUCUCUCUCUCUCUCUCUCUCUCUCUCUCUCUGUCUGUCUCUCUCUCUGUGCCUGAUAAACUAUGCUGUUGAAAAAGGUUGUCAAUAAACAUGUUGUAAUAGCG